AUGGAUGAGCCGCAAGACCAGAAGAUUGCCGACCAAGCUGCCGACGCGCCCUCUUUACUAUUCUCAGAUGACGAGCAGCGCGUCCUGGCGCUCUACGAUGAACUCCGCGACCUUGAGGUGAAGGUUGCCCUCAUCAAGGCACAGCAAAGCUACGCCCCAGACUUCCCAGUACAAAACACCAAAGAGAAUGUGCGACAGGCACAACAGGACGCGGCAAAGGCGCGUGCUGAAUGGCUGCUGAGGAACGACAUCACAGACAACGUCAUCACGGCCAACCCCAUCCUCAAAGCGGUCCAUGGCAGCACGCAAUCCACGCCGAUUGAAUCUGAUCUUCUCCCUCACGUCCGCGCCCGCGACGCUGCCUCCAUCGCGCUUUCCAAGACAUCCUCCGACAUCCGUUCUGCUGUCGAUGAGCUCACCGAUGUCGAGGCCGAGAGUCUGCGCGUGGGCCGGCGCAACAUUGAGCUAGCGGCCGAAGUGCUGCGUCUGGCCAAAGAGACGGAGAUGAGGCGGACGGGCGAGACGGACGACCCCGCUGUGCAGGCAGAGAUGGCCCGGCUGCAGGUCGAGCUCAAAUCCAGCAGGCAACGGUGGAAGGUUAUGAAGGGCACGGCCAGUGCCGUGGUCGUUGGCAGUGGCGUCGACUGGGCAAGAGACGAAGCGCUGACGGACAUCGUGUUGGAUCCUGAGGAUGAGCGAUGA
Molecule: messenger RNA, 702 nt
Organism: Colletotrichum higginsianum IMI 349063
Lineage: Eukaryota; Fungi; Ascomycota; Sordariomycetes; Glomerellales; Glomerellaceae
Exons: 3
Coding region: 1-702 (233 amino acids)
Biological process (GO): kinetochore assembly
Cellular component (GO): kinetochore
Source: RefSeq, a predicted model, not a curated record